Ctenocephalides felis (cat flea) is the source of this 717-nucleotide messenger RNA. Its product is annotated as cuticle protein 7-like. Bases 1 to 717 code for a protein of 238 amino acids. The transcript has a single exon. The record is from RefSeq and is a predicted model, not a curated record. Lineage: Eukaryota; Metazoa; Arthropoda; Insecta; Siphonaptera; Pulicidae. Gene Ontology annotation, cellular component: chitin-based extracellular matrix. Gene Ontology annotation, molecular function: structural constituent of chitin-based larval cuticle.
AUGACGUUUCUAUCAAUUUUGUGUUCUGUGGCAGUAGCCUUUUCGGCAGUGACUGCAAGUCCCCAAGUUCUGUACCAAACUCCAUACAUUGCGAGCCCUUACCUCGCUACUCCUUACGUCGCAGGAGGACACUUGAGCACCCAGUACCACUCACAAGACGAUUUUGGACAAUAUGCAUACGGUUACAACAACGGUUUUGACUCAAAGACCGAACAUCGCUCUCUAGACGGAGUAACCCGUGGAUCCUACUCCUAUGUCGACCCUGAAGGAAAACUCCAAAGCGUGCAUUACACCGCCGACGCAGUUAACGGAUUCCGUGUGGCUGCCACCAAUUUGCCUGAGGACUCCGGCUCCGUCCCAUCUGCAAUUGAAUAUACACCAGAAGUUGCUCAAGCUAGAGCUGAACAUUUAAAAGCUGUCGAGCAGGCCAAAGCAGGUUAUGUAGCCCCAAUUUCUGGAGAUGUCCCAACUCAAGUGGAAGACACGCCUGAAGUUGUCGAGGCAAGAUCUGCUCAUUUGAAAGAGGUCGAAAAAGCUAGGAUUGACACUCUCCUUGCUAUACUUUACGGUAACAUUACCAAGCCAUAUGAAAAAUCUUAUAAUGGUCCCGCUUUACAAUACGUACCUUCAUAUGUAACACCUUACGGAACAUAUGUUCGGGGAUCCCCGCCACCCAUUCCCAGCACACACUGGAUUCUUGCUUUACAAAAACAAUGA